GUGUGUGAGUGUAUGUGUGUGUGUGUAUGUGUGUGUGUGUGUGUGUGUGUGUGUGUGUGUGUUUUCUACCUCUCUCUCGUCCUGUCUCGUUCUGCAGCAUUUGUGCGUCUGCAGGAGUCGAGCUGCACAACUCCAGCUACACACCACUGUCACACAGGUGCUGGUCCAGUCAUGGCGUCCAAACUCAUCGUGCUGCUGCUGGCGCUGGCCGUCGCCUCGGUAACCGUGCUGGCCCAGAGGCGGCGUCCGGCGACAACCAAGACCGAGGAGUGGAACUACCGGGACGGCUCUGAGAGGGUGAACAUGCGCGGCGUGGCGAACCUGACUCAGGUUCUGGACAACUGGAGGUUCGACAUGCUGAGCCAGAUGAGAGGACUCCUGCAGAACGACCACCAGUCGCUGCUGCCCGACUACGCCAGGAUCCAGCCGCUGUCGGAGGCUUUGGACGACCUCUACAAAGAGUUCAACGCCCUCAAGGCUCACCUGGGCGACCUGACCGAGAAGUUCACCGCCAUCGAGACUUUCAUCGACGAGGUCAAAGCCGGGGGCCACGCCGCGGGCCCGGCCCCUGCUCCUGCUCCUGUCCCCAGACAGGCCACCAGGAGGGUGAUGAAGAAGAAGGCCUCCUCCUCCUCCUAACCAGCCGAUGACCAGCUUCUUCUCAUGUCCUGUUUGCUUCUUCUCACUCUUCUGACUCUCCGAAUCUAAUUCCUCGUUUGAAUUCAUUAUCAUUGCGUCGUGUGAGACCUGAACUCCUCAGCUUCACGUAGAACUGUAAAGGGAUAAUUGGAAAUUAGCCAUGAAAUUUGAUAAGUCAUCAGGAAUUAUGUGUCUGAAUAACCAAACCAACUGUUUUGAGCUGAACGCUGAGACGUUGGACGCUGAAAUAAAACAGUAAGUGUCGUGAGCUGUGGAUGGAUCAUGACACACUUCUUCCUCUUCCGUCUCAUCUCCGAUGUGACACCUGGGAGGUCUGAGCCCUGGAAUCUGAUUUAAAACCAAAUCUCUGAAUGCCUGUCUUGUGUUCAGAUGUUUCCUCUGCAAAUAUUAUAUGUGUCGGUUUGGUUUUUAAGGUUUUCUGCUUCACUGUAUGAGCUCUGAAUAAAUUCACUUUUUGCAUCA
Molecule: messenger RNA, 1122 nt
Organism: Scophthalmus maximus (turbot)
Lineage: Eukaryota; Metazoa; Chordata; Actinopteri; Pleuronectiformes; Scophthalmidae
Exons: 4
Coding region: 13-639 (208 amino acids)
Source: RefSeq, a predicted model, not a curated record